Messenger RNA from Nymphaea colorata (pocket water lily), 795 nucleotides. RefSeq lists its product as uncharacterized. The transcript has a single exon. Gene Ontology annotation, cellular component: plasma membrane. The record is from RefSeq and is a predicted model, not a curated record. Gene Ontology annotation, biological process: ammonium transmembrane transport. The coding region runs from base 1 to 795 and encodes 264 amino acids. Gene Ontology annotation, molecular function: ammonium channel activity. Lineage: Eukaryota; Viridiplantae; Streptophyta; Magnoliopsida; Nymphaeales; Nymphaeaceae.
AUGUUCGCAGCCAUCACUCCAGCCAUUUUUAUUGGUUCAGUUAUCGGAAGGAUCAGAGUUUCCUUCCUGAUUGUGCUGACCAUCGCCUUCAACAUCAUCGUUUAUUCGCCUGUUGCCUUCUGGAUGUGGAAUCACGAUGGAUGGCUAUUCAAGAUGGGGGCAAUCGAUUUCGCGGGUGGAAAUGUGAUUCACAUUCCUGCUGGUUUUGCUGGUCUUGCCUCUGCUUUUUACUUAGGACAUGGUGAGAAGAAGAGCUAUAAGCAAAACUCAGCAAGUAUUUCGCUGACUUUGAUCGGAACUGCCAUCCUCUGGAUUGGAUGGUUCGGAUUCAACGGAGGAUCUGCACUUGCUUCUGGCCAACUUGCAGCAAUAGCCAUAACUAACAGUCACCUGGCUGCCUGUGCGGCUGGACUAGGGUGGGCAGCUAUGCAAUACCUUAUCACUGCCCAGCCGAGCAUCGUUGGGUGGUGCUGUGGAGCCAUCUGCGGUUUAGUUGCUAUCACUCCUGCUGCAGGUUAUGUUAAUCUCUGGGCAGCACCUAUCAUCGGAGCACUCGGAGGAAUUUUCUCAUAUCUUUUCUGCCACUUCAAAUCCAAGCACUUCGAAGAACUUGCAGAUACACUUGAUGUCUUUGGAUGUCAUGGCAUCAGUGCUGUCUGGGGUGGCAUUGCGGCUGGAUUUUUCGCAACCACAGAUUCUUCGAAACACAAACAGGCCUCUUCUAUGGAAACGGAAGACAGUUGGGAGUUAAUAUACUAUCUAUUGUGGUCGCAGCUGCAUACUCUUUUGCUAUGA